CGGAGGAGGGCGCGUCAGUCCCGCUCCGGGGUCCGUUCCGCGCGGCCCUUCCCGAGCGCCCUGCAGGACGGCCGCACCUCCCGCCUCGGCUGCCCGCCCAGAUGCCGCCUCCGGGGCUGCUGCUGCUGAUCCUGGCGCUCAGCGCCCCGCCGGCAGGUGCCUUCGUGCUGCACCUGGAGACGGACUGCCUGCUCUCGGCCGACGGCGGCGUCCUUGAACACAACUGGGUGCUUUUCUUCAACAAGAUGCCCUUCACCUGCUACGACUUCAACCAAAGCCAGGUCCUGCCUUGUGGCCUGGGGGCCUCCCAGCCCUGGGACCAGAUGGGGGUGCCCGUGGCCCAGUGGCUCGCGCAAAACGCCCCGGAACUGCCGCAGGAAGCUGCCCAGCAGUGCCAGAUCCACGGACGCCCGCUCUGGGCCCAGACGGGGCAGAGGCUGACUAUGCCGAAGGUCAGCAUUUUCCCAGUCACCCCUCAGAACACUCCGGAUCCCAUCAUGCUGGCCUGCGUGGCCUGGGGCUUCUACCCGGGAGACGUCAACGUAACCUGGCUGUGGAACGGGGACCCUGUGAAGGAUCUCCUGGACCCCCUACUGGUCACCAGCAACGGGGACUGGACCUACCAGGCCCGGCUGACACUGCCGGUCGACCCCCAGAAGGGGGGCAGCUACUCCUGCUCCGUGCAGCACCCCAGCCUGGCUGCACCUCUCACUGCGGAAUGGACCCCAGGGAUCCCCUCGGAGCUGUGGAUCAAGAUUGGGGUCUCCGUGGCCGUGCUGGUGGUGGGGACGGUCUUCCUGGCGUCCGGCCUGGUCUUCUGGAAGCGGUCAAGGCUGCAAGGAUACGUCCCCCUGGAGGGCGAUAGCUACCCCAGUGAAGGUCGGUAGCUUUCGGAGUUCACCCCCCCCCUUCCCAACGCUCAGCUGCACCCCAGCAGCCACCUCACUUCCCUCCCGCCAGAGGGCAGAAGAUGUCAUCCUGGGGGGGUCUCCCAAGAGGCCCCCCAUCGCCGCUGCAGCGGAACGAAGCAGGACACCCUCCCCGUGGCUUCCUUCCACGCUUGUAGAAGGUGGGGGUGUGGACUCUCGCAACAGCCCCCCUCCUUUUCCUGCACCCUGGCUUCUCCAGGGUGGGGCUCGAGAAAUAAAAACAUUGCCCCCCCCUC
This is a messenger RNA of Crotalus tigris (Tiger rattlesnake), 1165 nucleotides long. Its product is annotated as class II histocompatibility antigen, M beta 1 chain. Gene Ontology annotation, biological process: antigen processing and presentation of exogenous peptide antigen via MHC class II; peptide antigen assembly with MHC class II protein complex; positive regulation of T cell activation. The record is from RefSeq and is a predicted model, not a curated record. The transcript is spliced from 6 exons. Gene Ontology annotation, molecular function: MHC class II protein complex binding. NCBI's taxonomy places the organism in Eukaryota, Metazoa, Chordata, Lepidosauria, Squamata, Viperidae. Bases 102 to 887 code for a protein of 261 amino acids. Gene Ontology annotation, cellular component: MHC class II protein complex; membrane.